Molecule: messenger RNA, 2190 nt
Organism: Impatiens glandulifera
Lineage: Eukaryota; Viridiplantae; Streptophyta; Magnoliopsida; Ericales; Balsaminaceae
Product: tonoplast dicarboxylate transporter-like
Biological process (GO): monoatomic anion transmembrane transport
Cellular component (GO): membrane
Molecular function (GO): transmembrane transporter activity
Source: RefSeq, a predicted model, not a curated record
AUGAUUUGCUUUGAUGAAGAUACAUUUGGCUUGUUCUUCCUUCUCCCAACCGUAGGGAUCCAUGAGUUUCCUCCAUCCCCUCCUGAAAUCCGGUCGGAGAUGUUGAAUGUCUUUUCAUACGUGAACCUUCCAGUGAAUAAUCACGGGAAUAGCUUCUUGAAAGUUGAGUUUGCGUUACUCAACGACAUCAUCUCCAAAUCCCUCCUUGCAAAGGAUUCCUCAUACACGUAUUGCUCAAAAGUUUUUGAGAUGAUGGUGGCCAUCACAAAGGUGUUGCCAUCAAUUGGAAGAAAGUCCUCUUCGGGAACCUGGUUAGAAUGCUCUAUGCCAAGAAGACGAUCUUCGGUUUUGAUGGUCCUCUUGGUGCAUUUCUUUGCUGUCUUCUCGAUGAUUCUGGUAAUGGGUAUCAUUCUUCCUCUCAAAACCCUGAACAUCCAGAAGGUUGUUGACUAUGUCCUUAGGGUACAAAGGCUUAAAUCGAAGAAAAGGAACAGAGGAUGUGAACGCGCCUCUCCUCCUCCACCUCCCGGUGGUGCGGUGGCGGUGGAAGUAGUCCAUGAGCAUGAGGAUAGCAGUAGCAGCAGCAGGAGCUUGAACAAAGUGGUAAAUAAUAAUAAUAAUUCAAAUAUUGUGAGUCUGAACACCCUGUUCAUCCUGUUAGGGCCCUUGUUGUGCGGGUUGAUAUGCCUGUUUGUCCCGGUCGGGCAUGGGAGUAGUAGCCGGAAUAUGCUGGGGGUUCUGGCAUGGAUUUUCACUUGGUGGCUCACGGAGGCCGUUCCCAUGCCUAUAACCUCCAUGGCUCCGCUCUUCCUCUUUCCCUUGUUCGGGAUAGCCACCGCCGACCAAGUUGCUCAUUCUAUGGAUGAUGUCAUUUCCCUCGUUCUCGGGAGCUUUAUUCUCGCCCUUGCCGUCGAACAUUACAACAUACACCGAAGAUUGGCCUUAAAUGUAACCCUAUUAUUUUGCGGGGAACCCCUGAAUCCGCGAUUGCUUCUGCUGGGAAUAUGUGGGACAACGGCGUUUGUGAGCAUGUGGAUGCACAACGUGGCAGCGGCGGUGAUGAUGAUGCCAGUAGCGACGGGGAUCCUGCAGCGUAUCCCGGCGGGGGUGAGGGAGGGGGACGCGGUGGCUCGGAAGUUCUGCAAGGCGGUGGUACUCGGAGUCAUAUAUUCUGCGGCGGUAGGAGGAAUGAGCACCCUGACCGGGACAGGUGUCAACCUUAUAUUGGUGGGAAUGUGGAAGAGUUACUUUCCGGAGGAAGACUCUAUCAGCUUCAGCACAUGGUUCUUCUUCGGCUUCCCUUUGGCACUAAUCGUAUUUCUGGCCUUGUGGGCCAUCCUCUGUCUCUUCUACUGUUCUUCUUCAUCUUCAUCCUCCUCCCUUUCCGCCUAUCUCGACAAAUCCCACUUAAAGACUGAACUUCAAAUGUUAGGGCCAAUUACUUUCGCCGAGAAGACCAUUUUGGCCACAUUUUCGAUUUUGAUUGUGUUAUGGAUGACGAGGAGCAUUACAGAUGACGUUCCAGGGUGGGGUGCUCUCUUUAAUGGACGGGCAGGCGACGGAACUGCCAGUGUUAUGAUGGCUACAAUUUUGUUCAUCAUCCCAAACAAGAAGCACUCUUCCUCCUCCUCCUCGGUGGUGGUGGUGGUGGUGGUGAGAAAAAUGGACUGGAAGAAAUGCAAGAAGCUGCCUUGGAACAUCGUGUUGCUGCUCGGUGCAGGAUUCGCGAUUGCUGAUGGUUUUAGGGAGAGUGGUCUGGCGAACGAGCUGUCCAAGUCCCUGGGUUUCCUAGAAAGGGUUCCGUAUUGGGGGAUAGCGCCGAUCGUUUGCAUGAUAAGCGGUGUAAUAACAGAGUUCACCUCAAACAACUCGACGACGACCCUUGUUGUGCCGGUUCUGAUCCAAAUAGCGGAGACCAUGAAAGUGCAUCCUCUGUUGCUGAUGGUCCCGGGAGCCAUUGGUGCUCAGUUUUCUUACCUUCUUCCCACCGGAACGCCCUCAAACAUCGUUGGCUUCACCACCGGCCACAUACAUCUUACGGACAUGCUCAAAACUGGCCUCCCCCUCAAGCUUGCUGGGACUGCUGCUCUUUCUCUUCUCAUGCCAACUCUUGGAGUAGCCGUCUUUCGAACCACAACCAUCAACCAACAACAACAACAACAACUCUUGGAGUAACCGUCUUUCGAACCA